AUGCCGUCGCUUUCGAUUUGGUUUUGGGUCUUUUCGAUUCCCAUCGUCGUCAACACAACGUCGGACACGCGCAAGACCGUUUUCCGUAAGUUUUUUUUUUCUUCAAUGAUGUCUCAAAAAAAGGUUAGCCCUGAUUAUGAUGACCAUUUUUCAUUCGUGUUUUCUCUUGAUUCGCUUGAUUUAAUGAUAGAAACUUAGUGCGAUAAUGAAAAAAAGCUUCCUACAGGAGCUAUUUUCGACGGAAAAGGGAAAAGUGGAUGGUCUUCAUAGUCUGGAGCUUCUUUUUGACCGAGCCUAUCUUUUAAAAAAAGUUUAUGAAUUUGCAAGUUCAACCGCUUCCGAGUCUCGUUCACUUAUUUUUUCUAUAUUUAUUCAAUUACGUUUUGUUUGUUUUUUUUUCCUUCUUAACUUGAUUUUGCACUCACUUCAACACCUAAGGUUUGUGAUUGAUCCGCUUAAGUUAGUAUGAGAGAGCAAAACGCGCUUUAGGCUCUCUUUUUGUACCUCAUUUCGUUAUUAAAGGACUUUUUCUUCAAAUUAAGAAUCCGGUGAGUUUGAAAUCUUGCCGCCGGUAAUUUUUUUGCCCUAUAAGUUUUUGGUGAUAUGAGAAAAAGACUAGCGAAAGUUCGAACGGCGACUUUUCCGAUUUUUUCAUGUAGAUAGGAAACUUUCCGAUGAAGAAGUUUCCGACUUUUCGAAUUGACUUUCCGAAUCGAAAUCUUCCUAUAUGAAGUAGGUAGUUGAUUCAUGAUUAAAACACGAAAAAAUAGGAAAAAAAAAUGUUAAUAGAUGUUUUAUAAGCCGAAAAACAUAAGGGGAAAAAGUCGGAAAGAAAUUCGUCGUAAACUUUGCAGUCCAAAGCUUUGAAAAUGGUCUGCCCAUGUAUGGAUUUGUGGAUAAAGGCGGUGAAUGAGUUUACCAUUUUCUUGCAUACGACCCCUGGUAACACCGAAACAGAAAUCUUGUUCGGAAAAGUUCAGUAAAGCGCGGAAAGUUUUCACAACAGAAGUAAAGAAAAGGAGUUUUAUUUUGAAAGUUUCAGUUGCCACUUUUUUCCUAUGCACUUUUUCUUCUAUUGCAUAGUGAAAAAAAUCGCUAAACUCUUUUAAUUUUGAAGGUUUGAACAAUUGAACGAAAAAAGUUAUAAUCGAUGAAGAGAAUAAAUUUGUUUGGAAAAGAAAAAAGAGGAACGCCUUGUUCUGAGUGGAUCAUUGCUCUCCAGGGGCCGCUGGAAAGUCAAGGAACGCAUGAAAAUAGAGCUAUAGGGGCAAACAGGCGACAAAUACACGGCGUCGACCUCGAGGGAAUUCCGAGUCCAUCAUUCCCGCUUUUCCAGAACUCGGACUGGCUCCUCUCUUCUCUUUUAUUCCACUUUAUUCUAUUCUUAAAUCUUUCGUUACACAGCUGAAUGAAACUUUUCAGCUGCAGAAGUUUAACUGACAACCCUGUGACAUAGAAUAGUGGUUUCAGGGGAGAGAAAAAAUUGAGCUCAUUGAAUUUUUGAGCCACAUUGACGAAAAUGAGCGCAUGUUCCUAUCGGAAAUCAAAUAUUUGGUUGAUUGUGGUGGGAACAAACAAAAGGCCGGUGAUCCGUUGCCAUAACUCAGGAAGUCAACGGCGCAAGUAAUCUCGGGGGCUUACGCACACACUGCCGCCGCCAUUCUUGCCUUGCCCCAGGCCACUCCACUAUGUUUCCUUGUUAUAUAUCUUUUGUUGAAUUCACCGAACCAGCAGGUCAAAAUUUGACUGCAAGCGAGUUUCCUCUCGCGAAAAAUCCUCAAUCUGGCCGAGGAAGAUCCUCCACAGGACUUAUUGAGGCUGUCUGAGGCUCUGCCGAACGAGAAAGCUCUCGUCCCAAUGCAAACUUUUCUUUCUUUGCUUUUCGUCCUCGCCCGCUUACCGUGCUUUUUUCUGAUUAUCCCUCCUUGUUAUAUUUCCAACCGACAUUUCGGACUUUGAAUAGAUCUCCAGCGGCCCUUACUAUUUCACUCUGGAGCGGAGAUGCGAAGUCUGGAGCGCGUCGUCGAGACGCGAAUCGAACUUCUGGAAUGGGACUCGAAGUCAACGAAAGAAGAUUGCGCCAGGUUUUCGUUCUACCAUCCAAAUAUCAAGUACAUUGUAAUCGACGGUGGAACAACGUAGCCACUCUUAAUCAGUUAUUUAGUUGCGGCUGGUUAAGUGGAAUUUUUUUUCCAUUUUCAAAGAUGGAACAUAGAGAUAGGUCACGUAAAACACGAUUUUCAGAAUUUUUUAAAAUAAAAAAGAAAAUCAUUUUAGUUGGCUUGAUUUUUUUUUUGAAGCUCGAAGCUUUUGUACUGAAGCCGACUUUGAAGCUUUCAAAUGUCCCAAUCUAUUCAAAAACGAACUACAAUUCAUAUUUUCUUUGCUGAUUCUGAAAAGAUACCAGAUCUUUUCGAAGAUUUUAGCUUUUUGAGCUUCAAGCCAAAAAAGUGAGAUAAAACAGAUGUCGCGCUUUGGACUGCGAUAUCAUCUUUGCCCUUCUCUUCACGAUUGUCAUCGCCUGUUUGCUCGUCCUCAUUAUGGUCUUCUGGCUCAAAGGCGUUCUUCAGUACGAAGAGUGAGUGCCAUCAGUCUGUUUUCAUCGUUUGAUCAUUAUUUGUGUGAAACUUUGUGCAACUUCUUCGAGCAGAACAGAGCUGAGAGGUUCAGGAUUCUUGCCACACGAAAAUAUUUUCAGCUUCUCAAUCACUUGUAUUAUGCAGGAAGUGAAGUUAGUAUCGAACGGAUAUUUUCCAUGGCCCUGUCCAUCUUUUCCAUUGAAGAAAAAAAAAGGUCUCAUUAAUUUUCGUUUGAUUGUAAGCUCACUCUUUUUCUCCUUCUUCUUGGUUUUCAUGUUCACUUUCAUUCCCGUGCAACGGAAGGCUUCUGGAACUGGUUGAACUUGCAAGAAACUUCGGUAUCCAAACAUCGAUUAUCAGUGGAACGAGGGUUCAGAAUGCGACCAGACGUUUAAUGCUUCGGAGCCGUUCCGCCGGAUCGAAUUCCCCGUCGUCCCACGUCAUCUGAUUCGUGAAGGCAACGCUUCAUCCAAUGAACAGCCCUACAAUCUACAAGUACUAGAGUGAUAACAAAGAGUUUCAGCCGAAUUUCCUUGUUCUUGAUUACCUUGCUAAAUUUAUUUAAUUCGGUCUUACAGAAGGCCAUUUAGAGUUUUUUAAGAAGGAUGUCUAGGAAACCCGAGAAAUCGCGAUCUUUCAGUGUUUAUACACGUUUGUUGCGGGACCGGGGCAACGUGUGAAGCUCGAGUUCGAUCAUUUUCUUCUUGCCGGCAGCUCCGAGAGGUCCAUUUUUUUCUAUUUUUGUACUCUGAUAUUUAUUUCACACAAUUACUUUGAUAAGCUUUUUCACACUCUACUCAAAAAAAAAUUCUUUUGAAAAUUUACUUUCUUAAGGCGAAAACUUGUAGGCUGUUUGAAUUUUUAUGCUGGAUCGUCAAAAAGAAGAACCACGUCGACAAAAAGUUAGGAAAAUACUUUUGCUUUUCCUAGAGAUUUUCUCGAGAAACGCUGAUAAAAAAGUUUCACCACCCUCUAUUCAAUAGUUUUCAAACAUUAUAUGCUGAAAAAGUGAAUUAAAAUUAUUAUUCUCGUGUCGCAAAAACAUACUUGUAUGUACAAGUUUCUGUGCCAAGUACAUUGAAAUACUCGGCGUUUUGUAACAUAUUGUUAGCUCUGCAGUUGCGACAUCGAGUACAUCGACAUCUAUUCGGAGAUCGAAUCUCUCGACGACGACUUGCUCGAUUCAGCUCUCGGAGGCCGAUACUGCGGCUCCGUGGCUCCUCAUGUGCGCAUCAGGUCGGUCCAACUCCAGUGUUAUGCCCGCAGCUGGCAGUGAAGAUUUUGUAGUAGAAGAUUUAUUGGUAACAAGGGGUUAUAUAGUGCUGAGGGAAGAUAUCCCAAAGAUUAUGGAAUGUUCUGGAUUAAUGGUGAAGUAUUGAGAUUAGAGUGAAAGAUGGAACAUUCCAGAGUUUUGAAUAUUCGUGUCGAAAGCAAUAGAACACUUGAAAACAAUGUGGAAACUUCUAGAAAGGUAUAGAAGAUUGUGAAACUUUCUAGAAGGGAAACCUUUACACAUGAUCCCUAUGACGUAAUGAGACUAGAAAUGUAAAGAUAACUAUAAAAAAAAUUCUAGAAUCGGAUUUAUUAUUAUAAGCGUUAUGCUUCAACACCCAAGAAACGUAGCUGAUUCUGGUUACUUCAGCUUACAUCGCAUCAUGAAAAUCGUAUUGCAUUCUCGCGCCCUUCAACGUCACGACUACGGGUUCACGGCACGGUAUUCCUACAUUCCAGAAGGUUUUUACAAUCAAUAUAUAGCUGAUUCACGGCCAGCUUGGGACGCUAAGGGGGCGUGUCCUGUUUGCGCUCUCCACGAGCCAGGAGCUAUCUCUUACAUUAUCGUGUCAGGACCAUUUUUUCAAUGGCUCAAGCCAGCCGUGAAUCAGCUAUAACUCAAAAUGGCCUGGAGUUGGAGACUUUUUUAUAAUUUUUGCAAACUAUUUUUGGUGGCGCGCAGAGUUGACUGGGGUCGAAAAAUGAGUGGCGAGAAGGCUCGAAACUUUUCACAGUUCACAUAUUCGAGUAACGGAACGAGUUUAAGACGACUUUGUGCCGGGAGAGGCGUUGCCUGGAACCAAGUGCAGCUACAUCUUGUACUCGAGCAGCCAACAAUCGGGCGCCAUUUUCUCGCCUACCUACCCUGGCACCUAUCCCCAUGUGGGCUUUUCGACUCAUUAAUCGAACAGUUGGACAUCUUUAGAAUAUGCACUGCUCCUAUUUGCUCCGUGGUUCUUCUGGGGAAAGAAUCAGACUUUCUUUUCGCGACUUUGACAUUUUCUUCGGCGGUGAACAGUUGAGAGAUUUCACCAUUUGA
This is a messenger RNA of Caenorhabditis auriculariae, 4890 nucleotides long. The record is from the annotation of a GenBank genome assembly. NCBI's taxonomy places the organism in Eukaryota, Metazoa, Nematoda, Chromadorea, Rhabditida, Rhabditidae.